This is a messenger RNA of Fusarium pseudograminearum CS3096, 1368 nucleotides long. RefSeq lists its product as uncharacterized. The transcript has 4 exons. Bases 1 to 1368 code for a protein of 455 amino acids. NCBI's taxonomy places the organism in Eukaryota, Fungi, Ascomycota, Sordariomycetes, Hypocreales, Nectriaceae. The record is from RefSeq and is a predicted model, not a curated record.
AUGCUAACGUCGUUACAGUAUGUAUCAUCGUACAGCGUCUUCAACCCUCUCGAGGAUCACACCAGGCGCACGAACGGUGGCCUUGAACUGGGCAUGGCCGGCCCUUCAAGCCGAUCCAACGAUGAUCGCGUCAAUGGAGGUCAAUCCCGCGCCCCAGGUUUCGCUUCUCAUAUUGAAAGAUUGCGUGUAAAGAACAACGAGAAUGUACGCACAGUCUUUGCAGCAGGCUCCGGCGUGAAGAGCGCCCCUUCUGGUAGCGACACCAUAGUGGAAGACAACGACUACAAUAAGUACCAAUACGACUACUACAAUUACGACUGCGACGACAAAAACGAUGGUGACUACGAAGACGACGGCGAAGAACAAGACGACGGCGACGACGAACAAGACGACAACUUCAACGACGGCCAACAGGACGUCACUUUAGAAAGCUACGACGGCUACGGCAAACAACAAGAAGAUGAAUCUGGAUAUGUUGUUACUGACAUGCAAGGCCGUCUUUGGUUUCAACCCUGGGCACUUCCAAAGCUUAGACGCCAAAGGCACAUCCUUGAUUGGCAUGGUCGCAAUGAGGCAUACGAACCUCUCUGGGCCGACAGCGAGCUAGAAGAUGCCUAUUGCACGGCAAUUGAGAAGGUCUCUGAUUUCAACAACCUUCCUCUUUGGUCAGCCGUUGACUCGAUGAAGAACGACAAGAAUGGCACAGAGGAAACCGACGACGACACUAAAUUCGACCUACUUCAAGACAAGGCCGUCUACACUACUGUUGAUGAAGUUGUAUUCAAAGAGGCUCAAGACAAGUUCAUCUACAUCCGAAAACACUUGUCCAGCCUUGACGACGUCAAGCGAUUUCUCAAGUCAGCCAAUACCGCAAACAUUGAAAUCUACAAAAAGAUUGUAGAACCGAACUCAUGUCAUGUCUCUAGUAACGACGGCUUUCACGACGGCUAUUAUGUCAUCGAAGGCUUUAGCAUGUCGUUCUGGACGAAAAGGCCGAAACGUUUUUACCUGAGUACCCUGAUAACCGAUACGAUGCUGAACAGAUGUAACGAUCCCAUAAGUAGAUCGUUACACUUGCGAUUAUACCGACAGGAUCGACUGGGCAUUGUAAUCGCGAGAGCAGCUAUUGGAUCCAGCAACAUCGUUUUGCAAGAACUCUUGCGGCGUUUGGAUUUCAAGCAACCUUAUAUACAUCUUCGACUACAAACAGCACUGGUAGACUUAGUUAGACUCCUCUACGUCAACUCUCAGCUGCUACAGUAUAGCAUACGUCUAACAAUAAUCUAUGAGCCAUGCAUUGAUAGGACAUGGAACGCUAUGCUAUUGCGAGUAGCUAUAGCUGAUAAGGGAUUGAUGAAUGGCUCCUAG